Messenger RNA from Trichobilharzia regenti, 1008 nucleotides. Lineage: Eukaryota; Metazoa; Platyhelminthes; Trematoda; Strigeidida; Schistosomatidae. The record is from the annotation of a GenBank genome assembly.
AUGGAGAGUCAAUUUUUACCAGAAAUCGAUCCAGAAUUGGAUUACCAAUACAAUACUACAAAUUGGCUUAUUAAAACUAGAGAACCAGGUUGUUUCGGAGACAGUGCAAUCAAACACCUUAUGUCAAUUCUCCUUAAACAAAGUGAACUUUCAAGAUCAUUAUUUUCGGAUAGAGGUGUUUUCAGAGUUCCAUUCAGUGACGAUAUUGUGCUUGAGGAAGACGGUUUCGGAGAAUAUUCUUUCGAUUGGUUUCCCCCAGCAAAUCCGUCAGUAUCACCAGCAAAUAUUGUGGUGUAUAUUCAUGGUGGUUAUUGGAAAGCAAUUGGAUGGAGAGAGUGUAGUCAUUGGGCUCUUCCAAUCGCCAAUGCUGACUGUAUAUUCGUUUCUUUAGCCUAUAAACUAGCGCCAAAAGAAAAACUUGAGCUCAUGCCACAAUGUUUAUGUCUCGGAAUGCAAAAGGUCAUAAACCUUACUCAGAAAAUGUUCAGCCAGCAGGAUGUUACGAAACUCAAUAUCACCUUAGUUGGUCAUUCCGCGGGGGCUCAUUUGGUACUUGAAAUGAUACAUCAUGCUCAGAAGCAAGUUGCAGCAAAUGAAAAUUGGCUGACUUGUUUGAGGAAUCUUGUUUUAAUUUCAGGUGUAUAUGACCUGCGUCCAAUCAUUAGAACAAAUGUGAACAAAGCAUUGAAACUUAAAUCAGUUGAAGAGGCUUGGUGUGUAAGUCCUAUCCGCCAUUUCAUGCAAGAUGAUGUAAGCAUGUUGCUACAAAAACCACUUCACUGGCUUGUUGCUUGGACGGAAUAUGAAUCACCAGCUAUGCAGAAACAAUCUAAAGUUCUAACAGAAAUGUUAGACGAAGCAUCAAAAAGAAACAAGCAGUUUACCUACGAGUCGUUCUGCAUCGAAAAUGAAGAUCAUUUCACAAUUAUCCUAGGACUUCAUAAUGGUUCGAAUAGCAGUUGUAUGUUGGAAAAGAUCCUGCAGUUAAUCAACAAUACAUGCAACUGA